UUCUUUCUUUUAUUUAAAAUGUUGCAAAGAUCUAUAAAGAACAUUUUGUUCAAACUACAAAAACGUGCUUUACAUCAAGAUAAGAGUGCAGCUAAGGUAGCGAGUGAACAAUGCAGCAUCGACAAAAUUCGAAACAUCGGUAUACUCGCCCACAUAGACGCCGGAAAAACUACAACAACAGAGAGAAUGCUCUUCUACUCAGGAAUCAUAAAUCACAUGGGUGAAGUCCACGAUGGAAACACGGUCACUGAUUUUAUGGAUCAAGAGCGGGAAAGAGGAAUUACAAUUUCUUCUGCUGCUGUAACUUUUGACUGGAAAAGUUAUAGAUUUAAUCUAAUUGAUACUCCGGGUCACAUUGAUUUCACAAUGGGUGUUGAACAAACUCUUGGAGUAAUGGAUGGAGGAAUUGUAGUUCUGGAUGGGAGUGCAGGAGUUGAAGCACAAACCACUACAGUUUGGCGACAAGCUGAUAGGUAUUGUUUACCUCGAAUAGUCUAUGUAAACAAGAUGGAUAGAGCUGAUGCAAACUUUUUUAUGUGUCUGAAAUCAUUAGAAACAAAAUUAAAUGCUGUUACAUUUCCAGUUCAACUGCCAUUCAAAGAAAAUGGAAUAUUGACCGGAGUUAUUGACGUUGUUAAUCUUGAAAAAAUUAUAUUUAAUAAGAAAAAUCAAGGUAGAACUAUAAUUAAAACAAAAUUAUGUUCAGAUAAUGAUAAUCAAUUGUUAACUGAAGCUAUAGAACAACGAAAUACAUUAACUGACAAAUUAUCUGGAAUAGAUGAUGAAUUGGCCAAUAUUGUUAUUGAACAAGAUUCUCUUGAAAAGGUAUCAUCUCAAAAUAUUGUAGACUCUUUGCGUAGAGUCACAAUCUCACAAAAAGGGGUACCUGUUUUAUUAGGUAGUUCUUACAAAAAUAUUGGAGUUCAAUCUCUAAUGGAUAGUGUAAUAUUGUACUUACCAACUCCCAAUUUCAAUCAAUAUAGUAGAUUAUAUAAAUGUUUUGAAGAUAAUCUAUCAGCAAGAGUAUUUAAAGUGAUUCAUGACAAGCAACGAGGCCCUGUGACAUUUUUCAGAGUUUACACUGGUGAAAUGAAAAAGGGUCAAAAAUUAUAUAAUAUUCAAAGACAACUUGUAGAAACUAGUGGAAAACUUUAUGCUGCUUAUGCUGACGAUUAUGAAGAAAUUUUUGAAAUAAGUCAAGGAAAUAUUGGUGCUUUAGCAGGUUUAAAGCAUACAGUUACCGGUGACUUGUUAACAUCUAGUGUUCAAAGUGCAAAUAAAGCUAAAAAAUAUAUGCAAACUAAAACAUCCUUUGAUCAAGAAAAAAUUGAUAACAUUUUUAAUGUUGGAACUAAUGUACCAGAACCAGUUUUCUUCUGUAAUAUAGAACCACCAUCAUUGUCUUAUGUGACAGCUUUGGAAUCUGCUCUCGAACAAUUGCAAAAAGAAGAUCCAAGCCUUAGAGUUAUUCAAGAUAUUGAAACCGACCAAACUAUAUUAGGAGGAAUGGGCGAACUCCAUCUUGACAUUAUAAAAGAAAGAAUACGUAGUGAAUUUAAAAUUGAUGUUGAUCUUGGAGAAUUACAAAUUGCUUACAAGGAAACAAUCAAUGAGUCAACCAAAGACACCUACACUGCUAAGCAUGAAAUAGGAAAAUCAAAUCAUGAAGUUACCAUAACAAUGUCGCUAAUACCAGAUUAUAUUGGAAAAAAUGAGUUACUUUUUGAUAGAAGUAAGGAUAAUGCUGCUAAUAUCGACGCUAUUCAUCCAAGAACCUUGAUUGCUGUGAAAAAAGGUGUUGAGUCUGCAUUAUCACAUGGGCCAAAAUUAGGAUGCCCAGUAGUGAAUGUUGGUGUAAAAUUACAUUGGCUAGAAGUUAAGAAAGGAACAUCUGAGUCAAUAAUAUCAGCUUCAGUGACACAAUGUAUACAAAAAAUGAUGAACGAUAGCGGAUCACUUUUGCUAGAGCCAAUCAUGAAUUUAGAGGUGGUUACUAUUGAAGAAAACUCGUCCAGUGUAAUUAACGAUUUAACAAGGAGAAGAGCAGAAAUUAAAACUAUCGAUAUUCGGGCUCGGAAUAAAGUGAUUAACUGUAGCGUGCCGCUGUCAGAACUGCUUGGUUACUCAACUCAGCUUCGAAUAAUAGCGUCUGGAACUGCAACUUUUUCAAUGGAAUUUAGUCAUUAUCAACCGAUGAGUUCGACGAACGAAAGAGAGGCGAUAAAACGUGUUACUGGGUUUUAAUCUUUGAUGAUUUUGAAAUAAAUUCGG
This is a messenger RNA of Trichogramma pretiosum, 2271 nucleotides long. RefSeq names its product ribosome-releasing factor 2, mitochondrial (gene mRRF2). Gene Ontology annotation, cellular component: mitochondrion. NCBI's taxonomy places the organism in Eukaryota, Metazoa, Arthropoda, Insecta, Hymenoptera, Trichogrammatidae. Gene Ontology annotation, biological process: mitochondrial translation; ribosome disassembly. The transcript is spliced from 3 exons. The coding region runs from base 19 to 2244 and encodes 741 amino acids. Gene Ontology annotation, molecular function: GTPase activity; GTP binding; translation elongation factor activity. The record is from RefSeq and is a predicted model, not a curated record.